Lachnellula hyalina is the source of this 1422-nucleotide messenger RNA. It is a transcript of the gene BGL1B, whose product is annotated as Beta-glucosidase. The coding region runs from base 1 to 1422 and encodes 473 amino acids. The record is from RefSeq and is a predicted model, not a curated record. NCBI's taxonomy places the organism in Eukaryota, Fungi, Ascomycota, Leotiomycetes, Helotiales, Lachnaceae. Gene Ontology annotation, biological process: carbohydrate metabolic process. The transcript has 3 exons. Gene Ontology annotation, molecular function: beta-glucosidase activity.
AUGACCACUCCAGUCCUUCCCAAAGACUUCGUCUGGGGUUUUGCAACAGCUUCGCGCCCCAGAAGAAGACGCCGCGGCCCCUCCAUUUGGGACAAAUUCUGCAAGAUCCCCGGCAAAAUUGCAGACCACAGCAGCGGCGACGUAGCCUGCGAUUCGUACCACCGUACCGGAGAAGACAUUGCACUUCUGAAAGAGACCGGAGCACAAGCCUACCGCUUCUCCAUCUCCUGGUCCAGAAUCAUUCCGUUGGGAGGAAGAAACGAUCCUAUCAACCAAGCGGGCAUUGCAUACUAUGCUAAGUUGGUGGAUGACUUGCUAGAUGCGGGUAUUGUGCCUCUGGUUACCAUCUUCCAUUGGGACUUACCUGAUGAGCUUGAUAAGCGGUAUGGAGGCUUGUUGAACAAGGAGGAGUGGACGGAGGAUUAUGCGCAUUAUGCUCGUGUGCUGUUCGAGGCGUUACCUAAAGUCAAGUACUGGAUCACGUUCAAUGAGCCGUGGUGUAGCUCUAUCUUAGGGUAUAGCACUGGCUUGUUCGCGCCGGGACAUACGAGUGAUAGGAGCAAGAGCGACGUGGGGGAUAGUAGCCGUGAGCCUUGGCUUGUGGGGCAUAAUUUCCUGAUUGCACAUGGGAAGGCCGUAAAGAUUUAUAGAGAGGAGUUCAAGCCUAAGAACGGAGGUCAGAUUGGUAUUACCUUGAACGGCGACGGCGUCUACCCCUGGGACCCCUCCGACCCUCUCGACGUCGAAGCCGCGGAGCGCAAACUCGAAUUCAGCAUCUCCUGGUUCGCAGACCCCAUCUACCACGGCCACUACCCCGCAUCCAUGAUCGCGCAACUCGGGGACCGCCUCCCCUCCUUCACGCCCGAAGAGCUCGCGCUCGUGCAAGGCUCCAACGAUUUCUACGGCAUGAACCACUACACUGCCAACUACAUCAAGCACAAGACGACCCCCGCCGACCCCGCCGACUUCCUCGGCAACCUCGAAACGCUCUUCGAGAGCAAAAACGGCGAACUCAUCGGGCCAGAGACCCAAUCCUUCUGGCUCCGUCCCAAUCCCCGCGGCUUCCAUGACUUAAUCCUAUGGAUCUCGCACCGCUACAACAAUCCGCCCAUCUACGUCACGGAAUCCGGCACAUCUCUAAAAGGCGAGAAUGAUCUUCCCCUAGAAAGAAUCUUGGAGGAUGAUUUCCGCGUCGCGUAUUUCGAUGGCUAUGUCAGGGCGCUGGCGGAUGCUGUAAGCGAGGGUGCGGAUGUUAGGGGCUACAUGGCGUGGAGUCUGAUGGAUAAUUUUGAGUGGGCCGAGGGUUACGAGACGAGGUUUGGGGUUACGUUUGUUGAUUAUGAGGGCGGGCAGAAGAGGUACCCGAAGAAGAGCGCGAAGGCUAUUGGGCCGCUUUUUGAGAGUUUGAUUAAGAAGGAAUAA